AUGAGUCCUGCAAUCGGUCUGUUGGCGUUGGCGCUUAGCGUCGUCUUGAUAGCUUAUUCCAUUCGGCCCUUGACACUGCAAAUUCUACGGCUUUCCAAACCGUCGCCGUUCCCUUUGGUCAACGGCAAACGCCCUUUCGAGCUCACCAAUGUUCGCUCGAAGAAACUGUUCAUCGUCAAGGCCGGGAAUAUGAUAUCAAACCGCCUUGCGCAAGUUCCAGGGCUGCCUUUUCGCAUGCUUGCCGACGUUGGAGAGAUUCUAAUUCUUCCAGCCAAGUACACCCAUGAGAUUCGCAAUCACGACGAGCUCAGUGUCACACAAGCAGCCUUCAAGUGGUUUUAUGCGCAUCUUCCAGGAUUUGAAGGUUUCAGAGAAGGGACCAACGAAAGUGAUGUCAUGAAGCAUGUUGCCAUGCAUCAGCUUACGCACCAACUCACCCUCGUAACAAAGCCGGUCUCCGAUGAAUGCAAAGUGGCCUUACAAGAGAUUUACACUGACAAUGAAGAUUGGCAUGAGGUCGUGGCCAAAGAAGUCAACUUGCAGCUCAUGGCACGCAUCACAUCACGCGUGUUUUUGGGGCUGAAGAUGUGUCGAAAUCCUCAGUGGCUCCGCAUCAUGUCCACGUAUACGACCGUGGCCUUUCAGGCGGUGGAAGAACUUCGGCUGUGGCCACACUGGCUUCGGUCCACUGCCCAAUGGUUCCUCCCACAUUGCACCUCGGCUCGUGCCUUGGUCCAGGAGGCAAGAGAUCUCAUCAAUCCACUAAUAGAGACCAGGCGUUGUGAAAAGGCUGCUGCCGCUGAGCGAGGAGCCAAGUGUGAUCAUCCGGAGCUCAUCGAGCCCCUUCGUGAAGAAAUCAUCGCAGUGCUAAGCCAGAGUGGGUGGUCAAAGCGCUCUCUAUACAGCCUCAAACUCAUGGACAGUGUCUUGAAGGAAAGUCAGAGGAUGAAACCGAUUUCAGUUGCAAGUAUGCGGCGCUUCACGACUGCGGAUGUGAACCUCUCAGACGGAACAGUUCUGCCCAAGAACAAAUUGGCUGCAGACCGACAGACCGGACAGGCCGGUCGGUCCGUCUGA
Molecule: messenger RNA, 1077 nt
Organism: Hirsutella rhossiliensis
Lineage: Eukaryota; Fungi; Ascomycota; Sordariomycetes; Hypocreales; Ophiocordycipitaceae
Product: cytochrome p450 domain-containing protein
Exons: 6
Coding region: 1-1077 (358 amino acids)
Molecular function (GO): heme binding; iron ion binding; oxidoreductase activity, acting on paired donors, with incorporation or reduction of molecular oxygen
Source: RefSeq, a predicted model, not a curated record